Messenger RNA from Oryctolagus cuniculus (rabbit), 2484 nucleotides. Lineage: Eukaryota; Metazoa; Chordata; Mammalia; Lagomorpha; Leporidae. The record is from RefSeq and is a predicted model, not a curated record.
AUGUCCGGAGGAGGCUCGGGCUGGCAGCCCCGGCAGGCGCGGGGUCUGGGCUCUAGAAGGCUGGGAAGCGGAGGGUACAUGUGUUGUAUUUGUAAACAAAGAACAUCCCCUCACAAAGUGCAUGGUUUUGUGCAGACGUCGAAGAAGAGGACUGGACCUAAAUGUUUUAGUCAUUAUGGAGAAAGACAAAAUGGCCUGUAUCUGACUUUCUCGGAAAAAACCUUGUGUCUUGGCAAACUAUCUUGCACACAUACUGAACGGUUGCAGAUCUUGCUGGACAUCAUUCGUCAGAACAAACAUCAGUGGCCCAUUAAAUCGGAAAGUUAUUGGAGUGUCAUGGAGAGCAUGAAUGGGUACACAGAGCCUGACCAAACUCCAUCUUCCAAUGUAUGUCGUGAACCAAGUGCUGAGACCUUCACUACAGAAGAAGGAAGUGGAAAAACGUUCCCCCAGCAGUUGCUGGGCAAAUCGCCAAUACUUGCCAAACAAGGGUUACCAGAAAAGAAAGAUAGGAAGAGAAAAACAACACUGUCGUCCAGUCUAGAUACGGAUGAAGGCUUCCUGGAAGAAAAUGAGAGUGUGCCAAGCAAGAAAUUCAAGAAAGAUUCCUUGAAAGAUCUAGAAAAGGAUGGAAGUUCAAAACAUGGACCUUCCCUCAGGACCGCCUCUCCUGGAAAUUCUCCCCUGGAUGAGACUGUUCUUUCUCCUCAGAGUGUGUCUGACAAAAGUCUGCUAUUGCCAUCGGUACCAGAACGAGCCCAGGACGACCCACAACACGAUCAAGACCAAUUGUGCCUUGACUCUCACCCAGAGCAACUGCAGCAGGGCUUCCCCAAUUUGGGAAACACCUGUUACAUGAACUCAAUUUUACAGUCACUCUAUGCAAUUCCAUCAUUUGCUGAUGGCUUACUAGGACAAGGUAUUCCAUGGGAGAACAUUCCUUCUGACGUGCUUAUCAUGCCUUUAAGUAUGUUGCUUGCUUUGAAAGAUAUUUGUAAUCUAGAGACUAGCCAAGACCUACUCAGAGAUAUUAAAAAUGCUAUCUCAGCUGUUGCAGAAAUAUUCUCGGGCAACAUGCAGAACGAUGCUCAUGAAUUCUUAUGUCAGUGUUUAGACCAGCUGAAAAGUGAUUUUGAAAAAGUAAACACCAUUUGGAAAACGAGGAGGGAGGCUGGAGAUGAAAAUUCACCUCCAGAGUUGCUUGCUGGUGAUGCUGCCACCAAAGUGUUUGUUUGUCCAGUUGCUUCCAAUUUUGAAUUUGAAUUGCAGGACUACGUGAUUUGCAAAGCCUGUGGUCAAGUUCCUGUCAUGAUAGAGCCUGAAGAAUGUGAGCGCCUCUGUGAAAUGUGUAACCACAAGAAGGCUGUGGUGAUGCAGAAAUUUGGCAGGCUACCCAGAGUCUUCAUUGUUCAUCUGAAAUGCUACAGUUUGAGUGACACUUACGCGCUAAUGAAGGAUGACCAACAACUGACCUGGCAAUCCAGUGACUCUUCAGUUCUGCAUGUGGCACCAGACGAAGAUGCUGAACAAAACACACCUCAGAGAAUUUGGGAAGCCAGGCCAAAGGAGCAGCAGCAGAGUGACCUAGCAAGUGGCUCAAAUCUGGAGUCCAAACUGGGCAACGCAAGAGAUAGGGAAGUCAGAGAAAUGGAGAUGCUGGCAGCUGCCUCAGUGAUGGAUCAGGGAGACAUCUCUCUUCUUAUGAACUGUGAAGAUGAAAGUAAUCCUAUAAACAACCCAGACAGAGGACUUGAAGAAGUUUGUUGUCAAGAGGAGCCUGAAAAUCCAGAACCCAAGGACGAUGAGAAAACCAGUACAUUGGUAGAGUUAGAUUUUGAUCAUGUUAGUGAGUCUUCAAAAGAUCUUUGUGACUACGAAAAACACAAGAUUUCAGAAGGAUUGAGAGGCGUGGUUGAGCAGCUGCACGAAUCUGUUACCAAAGACAUCGUGGGCAUGGAGAAAACCAUAGCUAAAGUCAAGGAACCAAAAGGAAGCAUGCAAAUGGGAGAUGCUCUUCAUUCUUACCGACUGAUCAGCGUCAUCAGCCACAUAGGGAACUCCCCGUGUGCAGGCCAUUACAUCAGCGACGUGUAUGACUUUCAGAAGCAGGCCUGGUUCACGUAUAGUGAUCUGAGGGUGGCAGAAAUCCCAGAGGCCAUGGUGCAGGAGGCAAGGCUGCACAGUGGCGGGCCCCUCCUUCGUCAGUGUCUGAGCCCCCUGUGCACCUUCCCCAGCGCGGGCAGCCACCCCCGCGCGCCUCUCUGCCGCCCCAGCCAGCACCCGCGGGGCCAGCACCACACAGCAGCCAUGUCCGGAGGCUCGGGCUGGCAGCCCCGGCAGGCGCGGGGUGUGGGCUCUAGAAGGCUGGGAAACGGAGGUCCGUUGGUGCUCUGGGGAUUUCUGUUCCCUUCCUCUCUGAGUGAGGAAAAGGUUUAUAUAGUUGUAAAGAUCGAGAAUGGAAAGCACGCUGCAAGGAAAAGAUAA